Messenger RNA from Thelazia callipaeda (thelaziosis nematode), 693 nucleotides. Lineage: Eukaryota; Metazoa; Nematoda; Chromadorea; Rhabditida; Thelaziidae. The record is from the annotation of a GenBank genome assembly.
AUGGUUGCGGCUGGUAACAGUGGGGUACCACAGAAUAUUGUGAAAAGCGAACUUUCAACUUUGUCAAAUAAUAUCACAAACUGUUUGCUAGCAGUCUCAUUGAAGGUUGGUAGUGAUAAAGAAACGCUUGAUUGCGCUGAGGAGUGUGUUAUUGCAGCAGAAGAGUUGAAAACUUUAGGUGAACUAGUCAAAGCGGAUAUAAAGGCAGUUGCUGAUAGCCUGACUACGAUUAAGGAGCAAGUUGAUCAACUUGAGAAGUGUUUUCAAACUGUUGAUCGAUUAGAACGAUUUGUUAAAGAGGUAUUGCUAGGUAUCACUAGACAUAAUGAUGGCUACCUUGUGUUACUAACUGCACCCGAUUUCGUCGAAGGAGACAGUGAGGACGACCUUCCUGUAGAAACCUCAUCAAAAGUGCGGAUUAAUGUAGGAACUGUUCCGACUACGAAAAAACUGAAAGGGAGAAAAAAUCGACGUAGGCACAGAGUGGUUAAAGUGAAUGCUCUGAUCGUGCUUUCCAGGAGUUCUACAUUCAAAGUUGUCCCUUUAUCCGUGUCACCACCACCACCUGCAAUAAAUUUUCGAGCCAAUUUGCUCAAAGAAAGAACCAAAAGCCAGAGAGUAUCAAAAACGGAAUAUGGUGGCUUACAACAUAAAAAAAAGUGGUUCAGAAUGGCUAAAAUGAAGCGUUCUUAA